Saccostrea cuccullata (small rock oyster) is the source of this 1398-nucleotide messenger RNA. RefSeq lists its product as uncharacterized. NCBI's taxonomy places the organism in Eukaryota, Metazoa, Mollusca, Bivalvia, Ostreida, Ostreidae. The transcript has a single exon. The annotation marks the transcript as partial. The record is from RefSeq and is a predicted model, not a curated record.
AUGAAUUUUGAUCUGCUAGAUAAGGAUAAAGGCGCCCCUUUGCUAGACAUCUGUGAUAUUUUUGAUUUUACCAAUCUAGUUAAAGGCCCGACUUGCUUCACCAGAAUAGCUAAACCAAGUCUGCUUGAUGUUUGUUUGACUAAAGAUGAUACCAAAAUUAACAAGAUAUGCAACUUUAGCUGUGGCCUCAGUGAUGUCCAUAAUUUUAUAGGUGUUCAAUUUAAAUGCAACAUCAAACAAUCAGAUAGCAAAUGGAAGAGGUGCCGUACCUUUAAAAAUUUCGAUGAAGAAUCUUUUAUAUCAGAUCUUGCGCAGGUGGAUUUCUAUUAUGAGGACCAUAAUGAUAUCAACUUAGCAUUUUCUGAUUUUAACAACAAGUUUGCAACCAUUAUAGACAAGCAUGCGCCAAUGAAAAUGAGAAAAAUAAGACCCAAUCAGGUUCCAUGCAUGAACAAAGAACUACGCAAAGCUAUCUAUAACAAAAAAAUGCUACACAACAAAUACCAAACUUGUAGGUCAAGUAAGAACUGGGAAGCCUAUAGAGUUCAAAGGAACUAUGUUACAAAGUUAAAGAAUAAAUCAGUUAAUAAUUACUUUUUGGAAAGAUGUACAGGUGGUCCGAAAUCUAAGGACUUCUGGCCCACUAUUAAACCUUUUUUAACAAACAAGGGCAGUUGUGCACAGAAAGAUACAGUCUUGUUAGAAAAUGAUGUGAUUGAAACUGACCAAUCCAAAAUACCAGGAAUCUUCAACGACUUCUUUGUUAAUGUGGCCAAAAAUAUAGGAAAUUCAAAUUUAAGCACUGAUGAUAAUCACCCAAGUGUUAAAGCAAUUAGGGAAAACUUGCCACAACUCAGUGAUCAAUCUUUCCAAUUUAAACCUAUUGAUGAAGAAUUUAUAAGUAAACAAAUUAGUAAGAUCAAUACCAGAAAAGCUACGGGUAUAGACGGGAUUUCCCCAAAGAUACUACAUUACGCGAAGCCUGUUAUUAUCAGUCCCUUGACCAAACUGGUAAAUAUGUCGCUGUCAUCCUCAGUUUUCCCAGAUUCCCUUAAAAUAGCCCAAGUAGUCCCUAUUCACAAAAAGAACAGUGUCUUAGAUAAGGGAAACUAUAGACCAGUUAGCGUCCUCCCAGCUCUUUCCAAGGUUUUUGAAAAUGCAAUUAACACCCAAAUAUCGAACUAUUUUGAGAAAAUUUUUAACCCUUAUUUAGCGGCAUUUAGAUCAGGGUAUGGCUGCCAAUCGACCUUAUUAAGAAUCACCGAGGAUUGGAAGAGAGCUCUUGAUGAAAAUAAAUAUGUUGCUGCUAUUUUAAUGGACUUAUCCAAGGCAUUUGACUGCCUCCCUCAUGAUCUUGUUCUGCUCAAACUAAAAUCUUAUGGUCUCUCUCCACCUGCG